Molecule: messenger RNA, 1382 nt
Organism: Wyeomyia smithii (pitcher-plant mosquito)
Lineage: Eukaryota; Metazoa; Arthropoda; Insecta; Diptera; Culicidae
Gene: Prp18
Product: pre-mRNA-splicing factor 18
Exons: 2
Coding region: 97-1149 (350 amino acids)
Biological process (GO): generation of catalytic spliceosome for second transesterification step; RNA splicing
Cellular component (GO): U5 snRNP; U4/U6 x U5 tri-snRNP complex; U2-type post-spliceosomal complex
Source: RefSeq, a predicted model, not a curated record
UUGUUUUCCAACAGUUGAGCGAGUUUAGAACGAAUUGAUUCGUAUUAUUUCGAAUGUUCAAAAUCUAAUUAUUCUUAAUAGGUAUCGCCUAAUAGAAUGGAUAUUCUCAAAGCGGAGAUUGCUCGUAAGCGAAAGCUGCUUGAGGAAAAGAAGCUAGUGUAUGAAAAAAAGAAAUUCUUCAAAAGAGGCGACUUGAUCGCCCAGGAGCUUGAAGAGUACCGGGAGGAAUAUGGCCAACAAACAAGCGGAAGCGGUGAGGCGACUGCUUCGACCAACGAUGGCGAACAAUCUCCAACAAAAGACUCGAAGUAUGAUUUCCGGAACCUACCGCGUGCAGAGGUAAUUCGAAAGCUGCGCGAGCGCGGGGAACCCAUUCUGCUAUUUGGAGAAAGCGAAGUAGAUUCAUGUAAUAGAUUACACCAGCUAGAGAUUUCUGCACCCGAGAUCAAUCGAGGAUUCCGCAACGACUUCCAGGAGGCAAUGGAACAAGUGGACGAAGCGUUCUUGAACGAGAUUUUAACGUCGAACGGACAACUGGGUGGAAUGAGCAAGGGCAAAAGCUCUAACGAAGAUUUUGCUAUAGACGAUUCAGUUACGUACGAGUCGAUUCAGGAGAUGGCAGUUCGUCUUGGACGAAGUGGGAAAGAGCACGACAUGCACGUGAUAACCACGGUAAUACAGUUCGUGCUGAAAAUGUGGAAUGACAAUCUGAACUCGGGAACAACAGCGGAAAGAACUGCAACGAAAUGGAAAAUUGCUAGAGCAACCUUCGAGCAAACCCGUCUCUACCUCAAACCGUUGCUACGAAAACUACGCAAUAAAACAAUUCCGGAGGACAUUCUGGACAGCCUGACGGAUAUUACGAAAAGUUUGCUGCGUAGAGACUACAUUAGUGCAAGCGAUGCGUACCUAACGAUGGCUAUCGGAAAUGCUCCCUGGCCGAUUGGUGUCACUAUGGUCGGUAUUCACGCUCGAACGGGUCGGGAGAAGAUUUUCUCGAAAAACGUUGCCCAUGUGAUGAACGACGAAACGCAGCGAAAGUACAUUCAGGGCUUGAAGCGGCUGAUGACGAAGAUGCAGGACUACUUUCCCACGAAUCCGUCGCGCUGUGUGGAGUAUGUUAGUAAGAAGGAUGCUAAGUUCGAAUAGUUGAUUAUUUUAUUGAUGUAAGUUAUUAAGCAUAGAAUUAUUUUUGGAGAUUAGCGGUGCGUACGGUAAUUAAAGUUCUGCGGAUGAAGUAAGAUUUAUUAAACGGGGGACAUUGAAUACCAACAAGAUGUUUGUUAACGUUCAAAUCGGAGGUGUUUUGAAUGAAUAAUGCUAUUACUCAUCUGACUUUACAAAUACAAAGUUUAGCAGCACAAUUGUAUGCUGUAAGUCGA